AUGCGUUUCUUCACCGCGACUAUCAUCUCGGCCCUGGCGGCCUUGGCCAUGGGUCACACCCAGCCCGACUACUCCAAGCAGCCCAAGGGCAAUGCCAUUGUCAAGCCGGGUCUGCACGAGCAGGUGCCCGAGGGCAAGCCCUACACCAUCCACUGGGAGCCCAGCACCGAGGGUCCCAUCUCGCUGGUCCUCCUGCACGGCCCCACUGAGAACGUCAAGCCUCUGGAGACCAUUGCCGAGAAGAUUCCCAACUCGGGCAAGUACGAGUGGACUCCCAGCACCAAGCUGACUCCCGAGGACACCCACUACGGCCUGCUCCUCGUCGUCGAGGGCUCCGGCCAGUACCAGUACUCGACCCAGUUCGGUCUGACCAACAAGGAGGGCUCGGGCUCGUCCAACGGUGAUGGCAAGACCACCACCGUCGUCGACGAUGUUACUACUACUAUCUGCCCCGAGAGCCAGUCUGCUACUGCCACCCCGACCUCCACCCCCUCCAGCACCGUGACUGUCAUCGACGACGUGACCACCACCAUCUGCCCUGAGAGCCAGUCCGCCUCUGCUACCGCUACUCCCUCGGCUCCCGUCUCUGCUGCUCCCUCCGCCGGCCCUAGCGUGCCCUCCUCGCCCGCUGGCUCCGCCCCGGUCACCCCCUCGGCUGCCCCCUCUGCUGCUCCCUCGGUCGUCCCCUCCGUUGGCUCCUCGUCCACUGUGACCCAGAGCUUGGAGGUCACCACCACCAUCUGCCCCGAGGAGAGCAAAACCCCCGCCGUCACCCCCGGCGCGGGUCCCUCCGCCCCCGGCGCGGGUCCCUCCGCCCCCGCUGCCGGCCCCUUCCGCCCCGCCAGCUCCGUUCCCUUCGUGCCUGGCCGUGGCCCCAGCACCCUGCGCAGCUCGCCUGCCUCCGCCCCGACCCAGGGUGCUGCUUCUCCCUCUGCGUCGUCCUACAGCGGCGCUGGCCGCAACGCUGUCAGCCUCGGCGCCGUCGUGGCUGCCAUCCUGGCCGUUGUGGCUGUCUAA
This is a messenger RNA of Penicillium alfredii, 1017 nucleotides long. Its product is annotated as GPI anchored serine-threonine rich protein. The transcript has a single exon. Bases 1 to 1017 code for a protein of 338 amino acids. The record is from RefSeq and is a predicted model, not a curated record. Lineage: Eukaryota; Fungi; Ascomycota; Eurotiomycetes; Eurotiales; Aspergillaceae.